ACGUGAAAGCAGAACAGAAUCGCUUCUUGUCGCUCCGAGAUUACUUCGCAAAAUGGUCCGAGCAUAGAACGCUCUGAAAAUGGCUGACCUCUGCUUCUCUUCAUUCUUUUCGUUCUCUACCAUCAACCACGUUUCCUUUUUACUACUAUGAAAAGUUUCAUUUUGACCUACUUUCUACUCUUGGUCACUUUAUUGAUCGUGGCGAAAGCUACACCUUUUACCGGAUCAAUCUUAGCUCGUAAUGAUGACUAUCCAUGCUCACGAUUCGGGGGAUCUGGCUUACUCAAGCUCGGUAAUAACGGUACCGCACUGUACAAAGGCUUCUUCUUCGUUGUUACAGAUGACGAAAAGGGCGAUGAAAGUUUGCGAGUUAGAUUUGAAGAUUGUACUUUUCCCGGUUAUGGUUACACGCAAGGAUCUUCUAGAAAUUCACAUGGAAGUAUGGGCGCACCUGUGGAAUUCUUUGGCAUUGUGAAACAUCAAGACAAGUGUCUUACUGCAUCUACAACAGACAUCGAGCCUGAUGCAAUUAAUUUUUUUCGCUUUCAAAACUGUUCAAUUGAAGACGACAAUUUGCGAUUGAGACAAUUCUUUGCUUAUCAAAUUGGCUCUCAAGUACCUGAUAUUGCAUUCGUUGGAGCAAAGAAUACUACUGAAAAGGUAUAUAAAGGUGCUUACAGUUGGACAGUCGCUCCGAAGAUCAGCAACAGCUACCCUAGACCGAUCAGAGCUUCAUCCAACAGUACAGAGUACGUCCUGUCAUUUGUGACCGGAGAGUAGGGUCAUUGCAUAGUCAGGGACACCUCUGACACAACGAAACUCAUCGAUUGAGGCCAUAGACAAUUGAACUGAUUC
Molecule: messenger RNA, 855 nt
Organism: Meira miltonrushii
Lineage: Eukaryota; Fungi; Basidiomycota; Exobasidiomycetes; Exobasidiales; Brachybasidiaceae
Exons: 1
Coding region: 148-780 (210 amino acids)
Source: RefSeq, a predicted model, not a curated record